CUCGUCCAAAAGGCUGCUGCAAUUAAAAUACGUAUCACGGCUCGUGGUGUAAAAACAUUGCAUUCAGCAGCACUCGAUAUAGGCCGAGUUUAUUAUCAUUCAGUACGUCUGGCUUGACACGCGUGUUUAGGGAAGAAUGUGGAACGAAAUAUGGACACUUGUAUUGGUUACUGGUUUCAUACCCUUAAGUGAAAUGGCAAUGCUACGGUGUUUUCAAGGGUCUAUGGAUAAUUACGCAACAUUCUCACUGGAUGACCCAACGUCUUUACUAAAAUCCACAUGUUUCGAUAAAUCUCUGCCUACCGUAGUGUAUGCAUUUGGAUACACAGGGAAAAUCACUACUCCGUCUACUAUAGCUAUAAUAAACGGUUACAUUGACACAAAGAAACGAAACGUCAUCCUUCUAGACUGGGAAUGGGAAGCUCAACGUGGAAUUCUCGGCAUAGCUUUGAGUUACGCCAACAUUGCAAUACCCAAUAGUAAAUGGGUAGGUCAAAAGCUAGGCGCGGCAAUAUUAAAACUUUAUAAUGAUGGGCUUGCAAUCGAUACCCUACACCUCAUUGGUCAUUCACUUGGAGCGCACCUCAUGGGCUACACUGGAAGAUGGACUCGCGAGCGUGGAGUGGUCAUACCAAGAAUAACAGGCUUGGACCCAGCUAGACCUUUCUUCGAAGGGAUUUUAGCUACUCAAACCGGAUUAGAUCGAACCUGUGCAAGGUUCGUAGACAUAAUCCAUACGAAUCCUGGACAUUAUGGUACAACCCAGUCUGUGGGUACAGUAGACAUCUGGCCAAACUACUCCUUAAUUGGUUUGCAACCUGGAUGUCCCAUAGGAUUACAUCGUAAGCUCAGUUGGGAUGACCUCUGCAGUCACACUAGAGCCAUCGAAUAUUUUGUGGAAUCGUUGAAGAAUGGAACUGAUUUUCCUGCAGUUUCAGCUAUAUCAUAUUACAACUGGGUUACAUUUUACAAUCCUUCAAACGAGAUCAUUUAUUUAGGCGAACUAGUCAACAUUCGCUCCCAGGGGAAUUACUACUUAUCAACAUAUGGACAGUCUCCAUACCAUAAGGGCCUAGGUGGAGUUAUCCCCCAACUAUACAAGUGAAAACGAAGACAUGUGUCAGAAAUGUUAAGUUUAAUGGGAGUUCUAGAAGCAUUGAUUGGCUUUUGAUAAGCGAAUUGCCCUAAUGUAGAACAAUGUGAAUUCGGAAUAUUGAUAUAGGUAUGGAUUUCGAUUAUAAUAAGAUUAUUUGUCUGUUAGCAACGCGUAUUGUGAUUUAAUUUUUAAAUAGAAAAUUUUGGUUCUAAGGAUCAAAACUUAUAAAUUUAGAUUGUUUAAUGUCAUUACCAAAGGAAUAUUUUUGCCUUUCCGAUAUUUGUGCCAUUAAUUUAUGUAUUUUAUAUGUAAAAAAACUGUAACAUAUUUAAUAUUGAACCAAGAAUUAUAUACAAAGUUAUUAAUAUGCCCUUAUUCAUAAAAAUCAGUGUAAUUGCACCGUUUUAAAGUUACUCGUCUACCCCUUUUUCAAAGCGUAAACACAAGUUGCUAGAAAGAGACGCGAUAGUAUGUAAGUUAAGGGUGCAAUUAAAUUGAUUAAGUUAAUAUUAUUAUUUAUAUAUUAAGGGUAUGUUUCACAAUGUAAGGAUAAGUU
Messenger RNA from Pieris napi, 1652 nucleotides. Its product is annotated as phospholipase A1 VesT1.02-like. NCBI's taxonomy places the organism in Eukaryota, Metazoa, Arthropoda, Insecta, Lepidoptera, Pieridae. Gene Ontology annotation, molecular function: lipase activity. The transcript has 8 exons. The record is from RefSeq and is a predicted model, not a curated record. Bases 137 to 1105 code for a protein of 322 amino acids.